AUGUCAUCAGGGAGAUCCGAGGCCAGGAUACCCGCGAUGCCACGUUCAUGCUCAAGGAACAGUCAGGGGCGGACCUCUCAAGGCGGUGCUGUCCGUGGGGCCGGCUCUUGAGACGAAGGGACCCGGCUGGUACCUGCUGGGGGCGGAGCUUCGGUCUGGGGCGUUUCUAGAAGCAGGGAUCAGUGAGGAGCUAGAUGUGGGACUGAGCGCUAGGUCUGUAAGGUAAAGGCAAAAGCAGGUACCGGCGUUGAGGAUGUGACGAAGGGACCUGGAAGGAGCUGAAGAUCCCGGAUGUUCUUCACUUAGGCCAGGGCUGGAAGGCAGGAAGGGGGUUGGCGGGCGGGGGGUGGGGCAAGCAUGAGGCGGAGCUAGGGGCUGGACUGGCGCUUACAGCUGGGCCGAGGACUCCACCAAGCUGAGGUGCAACGUUGAACUCUGCGAGGUAGAGUCCUGUGGAAGAACUCGGCUGACAGCGAUGUGGGUCAGAACGACACUAACGAUUAAAAGAUGGACUGAGGAAAAGACUGGCUGCAAAACUGACAUUUGGGAAGAGAACCAGAGCAACGAUAUAAGCAGGUUGCCCAGCUGGAAGAGAGGACGUAUGGCUGGUAUGGAGUCCAGCGGUGAUGGUGAUAUGUCUUCCUUCUCCUGUGAAGGUGACAGAUGUUGCUGGAAACACCAGCAGUGUGCGGGGCACAUCAUCCACCCCUUCUCGGACUGUGGCCAUCACAACCGGCACAUACACACCAUCAGCCCCUGCGACUGUGAAUUUAGGCUGAAGGACUGCUCAGAGAAGACAAAAAAUGGCAGCUCCCGAGAUGUAGGCCCGACCUGCUCCAGAGAUGAGGGCUCAAACUGCUUCAACAUCAUCCAUGCCCCUUGCUUUGAAUUCAUCCCAGAGGAGGAGUGUGUGGAGCGGAUCUGGUACAGCUGGUGCGAAAGCUACAAGCCCAUCUCUGUGGCAGUAAUCCACCAUCCCAUCCACCCCGACUGUAGAGCAAAUGACCUAAAUGAGGAUGAGGAUUAUGAAGAGGAAGAGACCCUGCUUCCUACCCCAACUCAGCUGUGUCCUGUACCUACCAACCCGGACAUCCGGCCUGUUGCCACACCUCCUAACCAAGACACCGGGUCAGUCUCUGGGGCCCCCGACUCAGCAGCGCCCAUCACCAUCUGGCGUUCUGAGAGCCCCACAAAGUGUCAUGAGAGCAAGGUCAUCCAGAAGAUAAAGAAAAAGGAGAAGGAGAAAGAAAAGGAAAAAGAGAAAGAGAAAGAAAAAGAAAAAGAGAAAGAGAAGGACAAGGAGGAUGAGAUGGUGGUUGAGAAGGUAGAGGUGAAGAAAAAAACCAAGAAGGGCAAGUUAAUUAAGAAGAAAUGCCCAGUGAAGUCAGAGUCUUCCCCUCCAGACCUGAGCACAUCACUGAGCCCAAGAGAUCUAGCCAGGACAUCAGAAUCCAGCCCUGAAAGCAGGGAAGAGCUGGGGAGCGAGGACAGUUAUGAUCGGGUUAAAGAGGGGCCCUCCAGUGAAGAGAUUGUAGAGGCAUCAUCAUCGCCCAGGAAGAGAGAGAAGAGCACUGCCAAAAAGAGUGGGACAAAGACCUUACAAACACGGAAAAUAACCAAGAGAAAAUCUCCCCCAGCGUUCAACCCCAAUCUCAGUUGAGGCCUGGGCAACCAGAGUUAAAUAAAUCAAGCCUGUAACU
Molecule: messenger RNA, 1700 nt
Organism: Meriones unguiculatus (Mongolian gerbil)
Lineage: Eukaryota; Metazoa; Chordata; Mammalia; Rodentia; Muridae
Gene: Proca1
Product: protein interacting with cyclin A1
Exons: 5
Coding region: 476-1660 (394 amino acids)
Biological process (GO): phospholipid metabolic process; arachidonate secretion
Molecular function (GO): A2-type glycerophospholipase activity
Source: RefSeq, a predicted model, not a curated record